AUUAUUUUUAAUAUUAUUAUUUUGAUCCAAACAUCACCCCCAAGUCAUACUAUAUAAAUCCCUCUUGCCACCCUGAAUAUCAUCGUACACUUCAAUUCUUACAUACAUUAUACAUCCUUAGCUUUUCCAAAAUAAUUUUUUUAAUUAGUCAAUAUUAGUUCCAACAUUUUUAUCAAGAAAAGAAAAUGAAGGGUCUUGAAAUCGGUGGUCAUUCCGGCAAGGGUCCGGCGAACAGAGGAGCCGCGGUGGUGGAUUUCUUCCUUAGGGUUAUCGGGAUUAUCGCAACCUUAGGAAGUGCCAUUGCUAUGGGAACCACCAAUGAGACGCUUCCCUUUUUCACUCAAUUCAUUCGGUUCAGAGCCAAAUACAACGAUCUCCCAACUUUUACGUUUUUCGUGGUAGCAAACUCGGUAGUGGCCGCAUAUUUGGUUCUUUCUCUGGGAUUAUCCAUCUUCCACAUCAUGAAGAGCCGGGCUCAAGGCAGUAGGAUCGCCUUGAUCUUUUUUGACGCGGGAAUGCUGGCACUUCUGACGGCCGGAGCAUCAGCGGCGGCGGCUAUUGUGUAUCUCGCACACAAGGGCAACACUAGGGCUAACUGGUUUGCAAUUUGCCAGCAGUUCAACUCAUUUUGCGAACGGAUUUCGGGAUCUUUGAUCGGUUCUUUUGGUGGAAUACUCAUCUUUGUUCUCUUGAUCUUGCUCUCAGCUGUCACCCUCGCCCGUCGUUGAUAUAUAAAUGAUCCACACCAUGCACAAGGAGGAAGAAAAAAAAGGACCAAAUUAUUAAUUUGUUUAUUUCAUUGAUUUCCCAACUGUCACUACCAAAGUCGUUUCGUUUGUAUUCUUUUUUCUUUAAUUGUUGUCGAAUUGUGUUCGCGUUUCUUAAGCAUGUAAUUCCCUUAUUAGGGGAAUUUGGGGUAGAUUUCUGGUACGUACUUUGGUUGGUUCUCAUGGCCAACUGGCCCCUGAAAUACGUGUGCAAAAUGUAUUAAUUCAUUUUUAUAUGAUUCCAAUUUCAAAGUGAUUGAUUCUAUAUAUUAUCAAGAUACUAUAAAUCACAGAUAUUCC
Oldenlandia corymbosa var. corymbosa is the source of this 1067-nucleotide messenger RNA. The record is from the annotation of a GenBank genome assembly. NCBI's taxonomy places the organism in Eukaryota, Viridiplantae, Streptophyta, Magnoliopsida, Gentianales, Rubiaceae.